AUGGUGCUCAUCAACCAGCCUCUCCUCAUUGCCGGCUCCGUCGCUCUGGCUACUCUUACCAGCGUCGUCGAAGCAGCACCAGCUGGCUCCGCUCCUCAGGCUCGCGCUCCUCAAGCCUCUCCGUUCGCCUCUCGCAACGCUCGCAUGGAGCGCGUCGUCCUCCGCUCCACCUCGCCUCCUUUGCCAGAGAAGGUCAAGUCUCCAGACUCUCAGGCUGAGAAGAGACAGGCCACCAAACCCAGGCUGUUCAUCAGAGCGAAUGGCAGGGUUGAGAAGCGAGCUUCCGCCGGAAGCAAGAGAAGUCCAGGUCAUGAGCACACUCACGUAAGUAUUUUCGUGCGCGCUUUGUGCCCACGAAGCUCAUUCGUUGCUGCCUACCACAUCCACAGAUUCACGAGCACAUCGUACGUCCUUCGUCAUCAGUCUUUCUCGAUCCAUGUGCGCUGGCUUACGUGCCUCUUUCGUCCCAUCGAACUUGCUGGUCGUACCUCAGCACGAGCACGGACACGGUGUAAGUAGUUGCCUUGUCUAGAGAGGUCUUUGCAGCCCUUGCUAACCACCAACACCUGCUGUUCCUCCACAGCACCACCACGGCCAUCGCCACGACCGAGAUGCUGAUGAGAAGGCUCACCACUCCAAGGUGCGCUCAAGUUCGUGAGCUACAUCCUAGACUACAGGGAACUGACGCUGGCUACUCCAUCGCCAUCCAGCACUGGGCGAUCCACCAUGGAUUGGCGCGACGUGAAGCGGAAGAUGACCUCUUUGCUCGCAAUGGUCCUCUUCUUCAAGUAGGCGGCUACCGACAUGGUCAAAUGCACGAGCACGACGGCGAUCUCAUUCGUGUCCUCAUAGGUCGGGAUGGUGAAGUGGCACUUCCAUCGAGCUCUGCCGAUGGCCUGCAAGCUCGUCACUCGGAGCACUACUAUGAUCACCACGGGUACGACCACGACCAUCGUCACUACCACGGUCACAGUCACGAUCAUGAGCACAUCCAUGAGCACGUUCACGAGCACAAACGCCGUGAUCACGAUCACCACCACGACCACGAGCACUUUCACGGUCACGAGCACUCUCACGGUCACAGCCACGUUCAUGAGCACAUCCACGAGCACAAGAGAAGCGCUGACAACGACAGGGCGAAGAAGCCCACGAAAGCUGGGUUCUCACCUGACCGCGACCUUCUCUCCGUCAAGGGCACUCUCAAGCCCCUCCGCAAGGUGAAUCUCCAGGCUCGUUCGCCCUCGAGUCGCACCAGCCGACCGUUCCGUUACCACCCUCGUGCUCUUGAAGAGGAUGUCGCUGAGCGUGGCCUCGUCGGCGACCUCGUCAAGCCUCUGCUUGCUCCGCUCAACGCGAUCCCUGGCUUUGUCACCAUCUCUGAUGUGAGUCCAUUCUACCUUUCUGAUCAUCUGGAAAUCUGAGCCUGACCGCGUUGCUUUCCUAUCGGCCCAGCUUCUGUUUGGCAAUGAUGGCGUCUUGAAGAAGCUUGGGGGCCUCGUCCUCCACGCCGAGCCCGCUGCUGCCAAUAGCGCUCAACGCAUGGUCCAGGACGGCAAAGCAAAUUCUCUGUACAACUAUAGCCUGAUGGCAUCCAAGAAUGAAAGGACGCAAGUUUGGUUGAUGGCUGCCGACGUCAACUCAACUGCAUCUACUCCUGCUGCCAAUGCUACCGUCUCUGCUCGAGAUGCGCCCGGCUCUCAACCCGCCACGAAGCCAAGCGGAUUCGAGAACGACACCACGGUCGUUCGCGUUGCGCUGCCUAUUGUCGAUGACCAAGGCGAGCCCGUUCUCUACUGUGCUACCUUCGCCAAGAAGCCUCCAUCUUCUCUCGAGCUCACUCCAUGUGGAGAAGAUCCUUCGGAGAAGAACCCAGCCGCCAGCCAGAGCGACUCUAGCCAACGUGAGUCAUCAACCACAAUUUUGUCGUUACCGCGCGGAUCAUGAUUGCUGAUCGAUACAUUUCCCCCUUGCAGGCUUUUCCUACACAGCUUCAACCGGCGCGCUUACGCCCAUCUACGCCGCAACGCCAAACAACGUCACCGAGUCGAUGUCGACGUCCGCUGCGCCGCUCAGCACCUCUUCGAGCAGCACAGAAUCGGCAUCCAUUGUGAGCAGCAGCGCAUCGGUCGCCUCGUCCAGCGCAGCACCUGCGCCCACCGCAUCUGCCGCAAAAAGGUCGCCCUCAUCCUUCUUCCGCGUCCUCGCUGCUGAACGUGACAACGACGAAGCACCGAUCGCCACUAGCGCCACCAAUGCAUCAGCUCCCGCAACUCCAGCUGCCAGCUCUACGGACUCGAGCUCUGUUCCCCCCGCGAUGCCCACGUCCACGACUGCACCCACCAACGGAACCAAGCCCAGCAAUGGACCCGCAAAGGUCAGCCUGACCUUCGUGCCCGCUGGUGCCGAGGCGAAGGAGCUUGCUGCAAAGCCCACCAACAAGAGCCCAGUUGCUCAGGAUGGAUCUGCCGAUGUCACGGACGCGGACGACGCCGAUGAUCUGCCUGAGGGUGUGACCGAUGCCCAGCAAGACGACCUCCCUGCUGCAUCGACUCCUACCGACACCGAUGCGGACAGCGUGGCUGACGCUGCUACUGGCAACGACCGCGCUGCCAACAUGGGCGAAUCUCCCGACAGCGACAUUGACAGCGACGUCGACGGGAAUCCUGACGCCGUAGACAGUGCGACUGCACAGUCUGACCCUGCCUCUGUUGUCGACGGAGAAGAUGCUACCAGCACCGACGCUGCUAGUGCCGUAGGUAACGACGUCGCCGCUUCGACGAGCGAUGCUACGCAACGCCUUGUUCUUGCCACACCUUCCGACGACGAUGACACGCCUUCAUCCAGCUCAUCAGCAAAGGGCACCAAGGAUACUUGCCCUUGCUUCGCUGAACGUCGCAGGGAAUCCCUGCUCCGUUGA
Ceraceosorus bombacis is the source of this 2917-nucleotide messenger RNA. Lineage: Eukaryota; Fungi; Basidiomycota; Exobasidiomycetes; Ceraceosorales; Ceraceosoraceae. The record is from the annotation of a GenBank genome assembly.